AUGACCCCCCCCCCCUCUCUCUCUACAGGCGAUCUGGAAACAACAUUCAUGAAGGUAUCAUCCCGAACAGCUAAUCUUCGUGCGAUUCUUGCCGAUGACGAAGCGGUACGCCAAAAUGUCAUGGAGCUGGUAAAAAGCAUAAAGGCAAUUGAGCAGGAAGACAUCCGUGGCUUCCGCCUUGCAAGCAUGCUGGAUCCUACGCUACCUGAUUACGCAGACUCAAGUCUAGCGCCUUUCACGCUCAGUGGGGAACCAUACCAGCUUCUAUGUGGCAUCUUAGGAAGUAAUCCGUUGAACGGCAAUGCAGUCCGUCCCCAUGCUGAGGCUUUCUCUUUAAAUCGCAUUGCAAGACGCGGCGUGUCAUAUGGAACAUGCGCAUCUCCAUCAUUCCGUGAUAGUGCAAUCAUUUUUAGGGGGAGUAGCAGUGUCUCACCGCACGCUCAUGACCUCCACAAGACGGGAAGGAUCGAGAAAAUCUUCCAGCAUGUCUAUCAAGGAAUCAAAACAUUCUACUUGGUUGUUCGAGAGCACCAGAGGAUCGAUCCUAGCAUCGACCCGUAUGUCAGGUUCGGUUUCGCGGGGGGGUAUCUAUGUGAGAAGGUGCCAAGACUACUCCACCUUAUCAUGCUCGAACAGGUUGUAUCACACUUUGCCAUGACAAAUCUGCGCAGCGAUGGGCAGAAAUACCUUAUCCAUGCCCUACCAAUCGAUCGGCUCAUGUUGUCCUUCAAACUAUCUGAAGAUAUUCAUGCCGGGGGAACGAAUUUCAGCAAUGAUGAACAGACUAGUACUGCUCCCGUGGAUCAGCCCUAG
This is a messenger RNA of Laccaria bicolor S238N-H82, 813 nucleotides long. RefSeq lists its product as uncharacterized. Lineage: Eukaryota; Fungi; Basidiomycota; Agaricomycetes; Agaricales; Hydnangiaceae. The record is from RefSeq and is a predicted model, not a curated record. The transcript is spliced from 2 exons. Bases 1 to 813 code for a protein of 270 amino acids.